UCAGCACCCUUUAAAAACUAUGGCUGUGACUCACUCCGUGUCUGGUUGCCAUGGCAAAUAAAUAAAUCGUUUUGUCGAAGCCACUUCCGUCAAUAGAAACUCGACAAGGCUUAGUUUGUCGAAUUUGUUUCCGCUCAACAGAUCACAGUCAACACUCUUUCUCUCUCUCCAAAUAUACUUUUUAAUAUAAUGUCGUAUUCGAAUCGUGGCUUUGAUUUUUAUUUGCCCACCGGUGGCUGGUGCAAUCCCAAGGACGACAUGCACUUUCGCCGCAGUGUCGAGUGGGUUCCGGUUCGCAGCGCAGGCGUUGGUCGCUCCCAUGCGGUCACCAAUGGCGUCAUCUAUCCUCGAGUGAUUGGCAUGCUGCCGCGCUAUGGCGGACAUGUGCCUGGCGAGAUUUAUAAUGUUGGACACACAUUUGGACGGUCCACGGUUGAUGCCAAACGUUGGUUGGUCUUGCACCACGAAUAAAACUAUUCAGCACUCUUUCAAAUAUUGCACCACAAAUUUACUCGUUAUAAAUUUCAAUAAAGUAUCUGCAAAAAUUUAAAAAACA
Molecule: messenger RNA, 556 nt
Organism: Drosophila grimshawi
Lineage: Eukaryota; Metazoa; Arthropoda; Insecta; Diptera; Drosophilidae
Product: protein FAM166B
Exons: 2
Coding region: 190-471 (93 amino acids)
Source: RefSeq, a predicted model, not a curated record